This is a messenger RNA of Saccostrea echinata, 2049 nucleotides long. RefSeq names its product calcium uptake protein 3, mitochondrial-like. Gene Ontology annotation, biological process: calcium import into the mitochondrion; mitochondrial calcium ion homeostasis. Gene Ontology annotation, cellular component: uniplex complex. The coding region runs from base 123 to 1214 and encodes 363 amino acids. Gene Ontology annotation, molecular function: calcium ion binding. The record is from RefSeq and is a predicted model, not a curated record. NCBI's taxonomy places the organism in Eukaryota, Metazoa, Mollusca, Bivalvia, Ostreida, Ostreidae. The transcript has 12 exons.
UGUCAACUGCGUGCGUUUUAUCGUUCAGUGCAUUUUACGUGAAACGGAAUGGGAUAUUACAUGUUGUUUAUGCUGAAGGAGGGGAGGAAGGGAAGGGGAAACAUUCACCUACAUACAGAGAGAUGAGGUUUAUGCAGUUUGCCUCUGUGGAAUAUAAAGGAAUCACGUACAUGACACCUCAAGACUUCCUAGAGUCUGUCACAGAGGAAAUGCCACGACCAAGGAUAGGAAGAGCCACCCUAACAGAGAGUGAUGUUGAGAGCUGGUUGAAGCGAACCCCUAACAGGCGUUAUGGCAGUACCAAACUAUUUCGCAAUCUUCAUGACAAAGGUCUCAUCUCAUAUACUGAGUACUUGUUCCUGCUAUGUGUCCUUACAAAGUCCAAGUCAGGCUUCCGGAUAGCUUUUAAUAUGUUUGAUACUGAUGGGAACCAGAUUGUGGAUAAGAAAGAAUUCCUAGUGUUGGAAACCUUCUUCACUCUUCCCCCUCAGGAAAGAAAAUUUGUCCCCAGAGAGAGGACAAAAUUGCAAGGCUUACUUGAUCUUGAGAGUGUUUUCAGUAAGAAAGAAGAUGCAACCAAAAGUGACAAUCCAGUUAGCAAGUCCAUGGAGCCAGUUCAGGAUACAACUCUCAUGGUCCACUUUUUUGGUUCCAAAGGCAAGGAUGUCCUCAAAUACGAAGAUUUCCACAGAUUUAUGGAGAACCUACAAUCUGAGGUUAUAGAACUUGAGUUUCUGGAAUUCUCUAAAGGCCUAGCUACAAUAUCAGAAGAAGAUUUUGCUCGUAUUCUGUUACGCUACACAAUGUUAGACAGAUCCGACAUCGAGGAGUGCAUCACUCGAGUCAAGACAAAGAUCCCAAGUGAAAAGGGCAUUACAUUUGAGGAUUUUAGGAAAUUUUGUGAAUUUCUGAACUCACUAGAUGACUUUACUAUAGCCAUGAAGAUGUACACUUAUGCAGACCAAGCCGUUUCGAAAGAAGAUUUCCAGAGGGCAGUGUUUGUGUGUACGGGUUCGAACCUGAGCCCUCACCUGGUUGAUACAGUGUUUAACAUCUUUGAUGCGGAUGGAGAUGGGCAUCUCAGUUACAUGGAGUUCAUCUCUAUCAUGAAGGACCGCCUCCACAGGGGAUCCAGGUCCCAUCUAAUGCACACCCAAGACAAGUGGUCAGCAUUCAAAUCCUGUGUAAAGAAUGAAAUGAAGACCUACAGUUAAAAGAAAGAAGAUCUCUAACAACAAACUUAGUAUCUGUGAAAUAUAAGAAUGGACUGUGUAUUCCGUGACCUUUCCUUCUUUAACCUGCACCAAAUGUGACGAAAAUCAAUGUUGCUCAAAGUUCCUUGUUUAAGUGUUACAUAUCAAAUUCAUUGCAUUAUAGUAGAUUCCCAAAUCUUUAUUUACCGGGUACAAAAGGUUUUUUAUUUUCUAAUUUAUUUAUUCUCUUUAUAUUUUAUUAGGAAUAAAUAAAAGACAAAAUUUAUGACUCAAGUUUGGCAAAGAGUCAAAUGAAAUACAAUUGCAUAAUGUCAUGAACCACUGGUUAUAUACUUCUGGAAUCGUGAAAAGCUGUUAAAUACAUAAGAACCUUGUAGAUUUCUGUAAAGCGAUUCUGUUCUUCAUGUGUUUUGUAUAGAAAGUCACUUUUUCUCUGUGAUAACACUUUUAUUAUUUCUUUUCAGGUGAGGGAGAUAUGUUUUGUUGAGUUUGGUAUAAUUUUAUAUCAGUUUGAAUGCAUGUUCACAAUUUGUAUGUUUGAGAUUGUCUCCCCUACCAAAUUAUACAUGUAUUUCUUUAGUCAUACUGAAAAAAAUAUUUAUUUCUUGAGAACAUAAUUAUUGCUCUGACAUAUUGUUAAUUUAUUCAAUAAAUUUUUCAUAUCAUGAAAGACAUUUUUUUGGAUUUUAGACCUUGUUUCAGAAAUGUUUGUUAGUUUUGAAAAGUCAUCAGGUGGGGAUCUGACAUUUUUCACACAGGCACCUAAUAAAAUUAUAUGCCUUUAUAAAUAUACGGGUUCAAACUGAAAUUCAUUAAAUGUACUUCUAUUUUCCUU